CAAAAACUUACACAACAUAAAGCAACCCCUUUUCAGGUUCCUUUAAAUUAUCCUCCCAUUCCUCUGCUAUCAUAGAAUCCAUUUUAUAAAAAAGUAAGUAAGAGGUAAAAAGAAAAACUUUGAAGUGAUCAAUCUUCAAGUUUCUAUUUGUUUCUUUGCUGAUAACACCAAAAUGGAUGAGAACAACUACUACUUCAAGAGGAGCCACGUACCAGCAUUUGGUAGCUGGGAUUGUAACAAUGAUGAUUUUCCAAUUCCAUUCACAGAGUGUUUUGAAUCAGCUAGACAAGCUGGUUUGUAUAAUUACAGCUACUCACAAGACUCUGAUUUAUAUGUAACUGGAGAUCUUUACCAGAACCAUAUUGUUACUCCCACUAUGAUCGUCGUUCCUCGUCGUAAGAAAAAAGCAAGUUACAAAGAAGCAAGAAAAGAUGCAUGGGAGAUGGGUGAUUGUGAGGGAGAAUCACCAAGCCCUGUUCCUCUUUCUCCUCCUACUGCUAAACCUGUGCCCAAACCUGUUGAUGAAGAUCUCUACAAGAUUUCUCCUGACUUGCUUUACUCAAAGUCUAAAAUGAAGGGCAUCCGAGGAUUCAUUUCGAGCUGCUUGCUGCCAACUUGUGCUUGUUAAGUCUGGGUCAAAUAUAAAGCAACACAUAUAAGAUAUGUGUGGAGUAGUCCCAUGUACUCCUACGAUAGAGAUGUUUGCAGUGUUUUUUGGGUUUAAACCAGUAAAAGGUGGCCACAAAAAAGAUAAUAGAAUAUUGGCCAUCCCAAGAAGAUAAAUAUAUCAUCAUUAUGAUAUGAUAUAACAGAGAAGUCUUCUUUUGGUCUCUGUUGCCAAUGGUAUGCUUCUACUUGGAAGUAUUUUGGUGUCCUAGUACAAUACUAGUGGUGUUGGGUUUUGUAAUUUAUAAAAUCAAGAGGAAUUGUAUGGGGAGUUGGGAUUAAAACCUUGUAAUAGUAUUACUUUGUGAA
Molecule: messenger RNA, 975 nt
Organism: Lycium barbarum (goji berry)
Lineage: Eukaryota; Viridiplantae; Streptophyta; Magnoliopsida; Solanales; Solanaceae
Exons: 4
Coding region: 173-628 (151 amino acids)
Source: RefSeq, a predicted model, not a curated record